CUACCCUGCUUUUAUCGAUGCGGCUAGUAUGUAUCCUUUCUGUGAUUCUAUUCGAGCAUUCUGCUUACCGUGAGUCUAGAGAUGGAAGAUGACAUUGUACGCCGAGACAGUGUGCAUGCUAUUGUAAAUGCGCUUUCUGAUCCACAUUACGCCGCCUUGAGAGCUUUGAUACUUCACCUGAAUAGGGUCCAGCAUCGCUCGCAGCGGAAUCAGAUGACCGCUUCCAACUUGGCACUUAUUUUUGGACCAACACUCACGGGCGUUGGGGCGCAUAAUCUUGCGGAUGUUGGUUGGCAAGUUCGACUGGUCGAGACUCUUCUUCUCAAUGCGACGGAUAUUUUCGAUGAGGAUUGAUAUCACCAUGGCUUGAUAGGUUUGCGUGUUAGACUCACGGUACAAUUCCACUAUUUUCACUAUUGAAAUGAAGAAGAUGAUUUGAC
Messenger RNA from Aspergillus steynii IBT 23096, 440 nucleotides. RefSeq names its product RhoGAP-domain-containing protein. Gene Ontology annotation, biological process: regulation of GTPase activity; signal transduction. Bases 82 to 354 code for a protein of 90 amino acids. The record is from RefSeq and is a predicted model, not a curated record. Gene Ontology annotation, cellular component: cytoplasm. The transcript has 3 exons. Lineage: Eukaryota; Fungi; Ascomycota; Eurotiomycetes; Eurotiales; Aspergillaceae.